UUUGUUAAAGAUUACUACCAUCUAUCUCCCUCGACUUAAUCAUCCACUCCCUUACUAUUGUUUCUCUCAGACACAUACAUUCACCACUCAGAAAGAGGAACGUGGGGUGAAAAAUCUCAAGACCACCAUGAGCGACAAGCCGGAACCUUCGUCCGUCCCCCUGCAGCCGCAACAGCAGAAGAGGCGAGGUAUCUUGCCGCCAGAGAUUAUAGAACUCAUUGUGGCUCCCGUCAAAGUUGGCUCAUUUACUGGCGCGGCUGGAGUGUUAGCUGGUGUUGCUGGUGCCAUUGCACGGGACACCAGCCCUGUAGCCAGUGGUGCUGUAACCGGAUUCCAAUGGUUUGCCUUGGGAGGGAGCUUCUGGUUUACUAGGUCUAUGACCGUCAGGGCAAUGGGAGGCGACCAACAGUUGAGGCCAGUCGACAAAACCAUAGCGAGCACCAUAGGCGGAUCAGCAGCCGGCGCAGUAGCUGGCUUGAUACGGGGGCCAGGGAAGAUUCUACCUGCCAUGGCCAUGUGGGGAGUGCUGGGAGCAGGCGGACAGAUAAUUGCCAAUGGCAUGAGCAACAGGAAGCCAAAAGUCAAGGACGAGAAUGAUAGCUGGCUUCGGUCGAACUGGAGCCCGCUGAGAAAACUCACAGACCAGGAGUACAUCGACAUGAUGGAAGAGAAAAUUCUCAGAGUCGAUGCAGACAUUGCCCUCAUUGACGACCGGAUCGCCGAGCUAAAGUCUAUUGAUCAAGCUAAAAACGAAACUAGGAGGUGAAACUCGGCGUCCACGGAGUACGCCUACUUUUAAUCGAAGCAUGC
This is a messenger RNA of Trichoderma harzianum CBS 226.95, 810 nucleotides long. RefSeq lists its product as hypothetical. The coding region runs from base 128 to 766 and encodes 212 amino acids. The record is from RefSeq and is a predicted model, not a curated record. NCBI's taxonomy places the organism in Eukaryota, Fungi, Ascomycota, Sordariomycetes, Hypocreales, Hypocreaceae. The transcript has 4 exons.